Messenger RNA from Argentina anserina (silverweed cinquefoil), 381 nucleotides. Its product is annotated as protein SOB FIVE-LIKE 3. The coding region runs from base 1 to 381 and encodes 126 amino acids. Lineage: Eukaryota; Viridiplantae; Streptophyta; Magnoliopsida; Rosales; Rosaceae. Gene Ontology annotation, biological process: cytokinin biosynthetic process. The transcript has a single exon. The record is from RefSeq and is a predicted model, not a curated record.
AUGGACCCUUCCAAAAGCUAUGAAAGCCAUCAUGCAGAGGAAGAAUGCCAAAGCAGUGAGUCAGGGUGGACAAUGUACCUUGGCUCUCGCUUAGAUGGCGAAAACGAUCAUCACCAACAUCAUCAAGAUCACAGUGAUGAUGAUUACCAGGAUGGAAGAAAACAUGGAUAUGAUCACAAGGAUGACAGUGAUGAUUCCAUGGUUUCUGAUGCUUCUUCUGGUCCAAGUACCCAUCAGAGGUCCAGGUCAGUUUAUGUUGGCAAGCAAGAAGAGAAGGCCAAGACCAAGAAAAAAAGUACAUCAGGAGCUGCAAGGAUGAGUCGGGAAUACAGUAAAGCAGCCGAGAAGAAGGCGAAGAUCAUAAACUCAAAAGCCAAGUAG